This is a messenger RNA of Cercospora beticola, 666 nucleotides long. RefSeq lists its product as uncharacterized. The record is from RefSeq and is a predicted model, not a curated record. NCBI's taxonomy places the organism in Eukaryota, Fungi, Ascomycota, Dothideomycetes, Mycosphaerellales, Mycosphaerellaceae.
AUGGCUUUCGGAAACUCCUCCUUCAACUCGAACACCAAGUACAAAAUCGAAUGGGACUCAGAAGCCGUCUGCGUACGCCACGGCAACCACACCAACGGUGAAUGCCGCGCCCAGAACAACCCCAACGCAAAAUGCGUCCUUCACGGCGGUCACUCCAACCGCGACUGUCGUUCGCAGGCAUCGCGUGCGCCUCCGGUUCGGUUUCCUGCUCCUCUUUUCCAGCAGAGUCAGGCUCCUCGCUCCCCUCAGCAAGGCUCGUACCUCACUCAGGCUCCACGCCCACCACAACCAGCCAAUCCGAACUCAGCUUGGGGUCUCGCGGCAUCUCAAUUCGCAGAGCAAGCGGAAAAGAAUCGUCUUGCCAACAUCCAGCGCCUCGAGAAGCUGAAUUUGGAGAGAGAGCGUGGUGGUGCUGCUGUUCAGCCUGUGCAGCACGCUCCCGAGGGAAACGGCUACCGUUUCAAGGAGACGUUCAAGUACACGGGUGCUAAGAAGGGCGUUCCGGAGAAGGGUGCCGUGGGCGGAGGAAUGGAGCAGGGUAAGGUGGAGGAGACUCCAGCACCACGUCGCACGGUCGUUCCGCCGCAUGUGGCUCAUGCUGAGCGCCUGAAGGCGGCGAAGCUGCGCGAGCAGCAGGGUGGUGGUGGAGAGAAGGAGGGGAAGUGA